AUGGCCAACACCACAGCCCCCUUCCUAUCACAUCAUGAACUCCACAAGGCUAUUUUGGCGAUCAAAAUUCUUGUCACCUGGAACGAGGAAUCCCGGCUGUGUGCUAAUAUCAGUACCUCUUCAGACCGAUUCACCUCUGCUCUGCACCAGAACAAGGACUGGGCAGCCCAGAUUGCCAAGGAGGAUCCUUCCCUGUUCCCGACGCUUGCGAAUGGCCAGUACCCCGAGAUCCUCUGGAUUGGCUGCUCCGACUCCCGAUGCCCCGAGACGACGGUUCUGGGUCUCAAGCCUGGUGAUGUCUUCGUUCACCGCAAUAUCGCCAACAUCCUGCACGCCGGCGAUCUGAGUUCCUCUGCUGUCAUCGAGUAUGCUGUGCGAUACCUGCAAGUGAAGCAUAUCGUCCUCUCGGGCCAUACUAGUUGUGGAGGUGUUGCUGCCGCCUUGGGCAACAAGCAGCUGGGCAUCCUGGAUCCCUGGCUGCUGCCCCUGCGCCAGCUGCGUCAGCAGAACCUGGAUCUGUUGAAUUCCAUGACGCCCGAACAGGCCAACCUGAAGCUGGUCGAACUGAAUGUAUUGGAAGGCGUUAAGCUGUUGAAGCAGAAGAAUGUGGUGUUGGAGGCCAUCGAGCAGCGCGGCCUCCAGAUUCACGGGCUGAUCUAUGAUGUUGCUUGUGGUGUUCUGCGGCAGUUGGAUACCGACGAGUCGGAGGAGGCCAUCAAGGCGCGGUUGACAUCAUUCAAGACCGAUGUCUAG
Molecule: messenger RNA, 753 nt
Organism: Aspergillus heteromorphus CBS 117.55
Lineage: Eukaryota; Fungi; Ascomycota; Eurotiomycetes; Eurotiales; Aspergillaceae
Product: carbonic anhydrase
Exons: 3
Coding region: 1-753 (250 amino acids)
Biological process (GO): cellular response to oxidative stress; cellular response to carbon dioxide; carbon utilization
Cellular component (GO): cytoplasm
Molecular function (GO): zinc ion binding; carbonate dehydratase activity
Source: RefSeq, a predicted model, not a curated record